Molecule: messenger RNA, 1249 nt
Organism: Pteronotus mesoamericanus
Lineage: Eukaryota; Metazoa; Chordata; Mammalia; Chiroptera; Mormoopidae
Gene: SMAGP
Product: small cell adhesion glycoprotein
Exons: 6
Coding region: 1-690 (229 amino acids)
Source: RefSeq, a predicted model, not a curated record
AUGAUAUGCAAACGCAAAGGCGGCCCGGCGAGCAGAGGGAACCUGCAGAGGGCGGUUUCUCUCCUCUUUUCCUGUCCCACCCAUUCGGCCGGUCCGCCCACCCCCACUCGCCGGCCGCUGCAGCUAAGUCUGCGCGUCUCUCCUCGGCUUCCUGCACACGGUGUCCCUCGGUGGGUCUGCGCGAAUCUCUACGGUUCCCGCCCCAGUCGAGUUCAAAAGGACGCGCUGAGUGGCGCUGGCCCUUCCCCGGCAGCCCGUCCGACUGGAACUGAAACCAAGAGCGGCCAGAGCUCGGCCCUGGGCUGGAGCCUCCUGUUGCGGCAGCUGGGCCACCCUCGGAGCGCAGGGAGCCCUCCGCCUGCAGAUCUGCUCAUUCCUCAAGGUGCCCAUCCACUUGCUGCAAUGACUAGCUUCCCAACCACGCCUUCUCCAAGAGAACUGACCACCCCAAUUCAGCGGGUCACGGAGACCCUGUCCCCAGAUGCUGAAGCCAGCACAGCACUCAUUGCAGUUGUCAUCACCGUGGUCUUCCUCACCCUGCUCUCAGUUGUGGUCUUGAUCUUCUUUUACCUGUACAAGAACAAAGGCAGCUACGUCACCUACGAACCUGCAGAAGGAGAGCCCAGCACCAUCCUUCAGAUGGAGAGUGACUCAGCCAAGGGCAGGGAGAAGGAGGAAUAUUUCAUCUAAUGAUUCCCAGACCCCAAGGAGCUUAUCCGGGCUCCAGUAUUAACACACUAUUUAUUAGGUGAAACUUUUAUCUGAAAGCAGUGAGCAGCGUUGAUUGAUAUGGGCAAGCCUGAGCUCCUUCCAGGAGGAGGCCCAAAUCCAACAUCACCGACACCAGGAACCAAGGACAUAGAGAAAGCUACUUAUGAUGUCUUUAGCCAGGCCUCUGUAAUACAGCGGUGCUUGUGACUGACCAACAAGGUGGAGCUAUACCAGGCAACAUUUGAGUAUGUGCCCAGCUAUCUUCAGUUUUUUCCACAGGUCAAAGGGGAGAAGAGAGGUAGGGUCACUAGCUGCUCCUCUGUACCCUGCCUGGUCACCUAGCGACAGCCCCUGUGGAGGUAGUGUCCAUAGUUCUUCCCAGAGGCUGGAUACCAGAGUAAAAGGCCAGGCCAGGAGGGGUGGGAGACUAUAUAGAGUCCCUACCUCCUGAUGGCUCUGCAACACCCCUUAAUCUGAGCCCUUCCUUUCCAUAUUCCCCAACGUCAAACUUAAUGCUAUUUUUAUCAGAAUUAAAAUU